AUGUCGAGCAACAUCAAGGUCGUCUCUCGCUUCCGCCCGCCGAACGCGCUCGAGCUGCGCGAGGGUGGCGACAUCGUCGUCGACUUUUCCGACGAUGGCACCCUGGUCAAGAUGACCAAGGGCGCCGGCACGUCGGGCCCCGAGGCCAACGGCUUCGUCUUCGACCGCGUCUUUCCCAUGGGCACGCAGCAGCGCGACGUCUUCGAGUUCGGCAUCAAGGAGACGGUCGACGACGUCCUCAACGGCUACAACGGCACCAUCUUCGCCUACGGCCAGACCGGCUCCGGCAAGACGUUCACCAUGAUGGGAUCCGACAUCGACAACGACGAGCUCAAGGGCAUCAUCCCGCGCAUCACUGAGCAGAUUUUCGAAAACAUCAUGGCCAGCCCGCCCCACCUCGAGUACCUGGUCAAGGUGUCGUAUAUGGAAAUCUACAUGGAAAAGAUCCGCGACCUGCUGGCGCCGCAGAACGACAACCUGCAGGUGCACGAGGAGAAGAACAAGGGCGUCUACGUAAAGGGCCUCUCGGACUACUACGUCGGCGGGCAGGCCGACGUCUACGAGAUCAUGCGCCAGGGUGGCUCGGCCCGCGUCGUCUCGUCGACCAACAUGAACGCCGAGUCGUCGCGGUCACACUCCAUCUUCCUCAUCUCGAUCCAGCAGCGCAACACCGAGACUGGCAGCCAGAAGACGGGCAACCUCUACCUCGUCGACCUCGCCGGUUCCGAAAAGGUCGGCAAGACAGGCGCCAGCGGCCAGACGCUCGAGGAGGCCAAGAAGAUUAACAAGAGCCUGAGCGCGCUCGGCAUGGUCAUCAACUCGCUGACCGACGGCAAGUCCUCGCACAUCCCCUACCGGGACUCGAAGCUGACGCGCAUCCUGCAGGAGUCGCUCGGCGGCAACUCGCGGACGACGCUCAUCAUCAACUGCUCGCCGUGCAUCUUCAACGCCGAGGAGACGCUGUCGACGCUGCGGUUCGGCGUGCGCGCCAAGUCGAUCAAGAACAAGGCGCGUGUCAAUGCCGAGCUGUCGCCGGCCGAGCUCAAGGCGCUGCUCAAGAAGGCCAAGGCCGACGCCGACCGCUCGCAGCAGUACAUUGCCAACCUCGAGGCCGAGCUCAAAGUGUGGCGCAGCGGCGGCAAGGUGCCCGAGCCCGAAUGGGCCGACGCCAGCAAGGUCAUCGUGGGCGAGGGGGCCUCGUUGGCGCCGGCGGCGUCGCAGGUCGCGCAGAACGGCGCCUCGAGGCCGAUGACGCCGGCGGUCGAGGGCCUGCGCGAGAUCUCGUCGAGGCCCGACACGCCUUCGGCCGUGACGCUGGACAAGGACGAGCGCGACGAGUUCCUGCGCCGCGAAAACGAGCUCAACGACCAGAUCGCCGAAAAGGAGGUGCUGCUGCAGGACGUGCAGAAGCAGCACCGCGAGGCGUCGCUCGAGCUCGCCGCGUGCAAGGAGUCCGAGGCCGCGCUGUCGGCGGAGAACAAGUCGCUCACCUCGAAGCUGACCGAGACCGAGCUCCAGCUCGGCAAGGUCAACUUCCAGCUCAAGGAGGUCACGAUCACCAUCGACUCGCUCAAGGAGUCGAACCACGACCUGUCCCAGGAGAUCGAGGAGCUCAAGAAGUCGACGAGCGAGGGCAAGGGCGGCGCCGCCAAGGACCCCUCGCAGGAGGGCAAGGAGCGCAAGAAGGCCGAAAAGAUGGCCAAGAUGAUGGCCGACUUCAACGCCGGCAUCGUCUCGGAAAAGGAGGAGCAGAUCCGCGAGACGCUCAGCAAGCUCGAAAACGCCGGCAGCCUCGGCGGCGCCGGCGCCGGUGGCGAGGGGGCCGUUGGCCUGUCUGCCGACGACCUCUCGACGCUGCGCGAGCAGCUCCUCGAGAGCCAGACGCUCGUCCGCGAGCAGCAGGGCCGCGUGCGCCGGGCGCAGGAGGAGAACGAGCUGCUGCUCAAGCGGCGCGACGAGGUCGAGAUGCGCCUCGCCGCGCUCGAGGCCGAGUACGACGAGCUGCUGGAGAAGACGUUCAAGGACGAGGAAUCGUCGCACGUCGACCACCACCACCUCGACGAGACGAUCCAGGACGUCAAGGCAAAGCUCGAGGCGCAGUACGCGUCGAAGCGCGAGGCGCAGGCGAGCGAGAUCGCCGACCUCAAGCUGCAGAUCGAGCUCAAGGGCAAGGAGACGGCCGAGCUGCUGGCGACCAACGACAACCUCAAGAGCACCAACGAGGAGCUCAAGCGCGCGUUUGCCGUCACCGCCGCCGGCGUCGAGGGGGGAAAGAACCUCGCCGAGUCGGCGCGCGAGAUGGAGCGCGUCCGCAAGACGAUGGCGACCCAGCUGGCCGAGUUCGACAUCAUGAAAAAGAGCCUGAUGCGCGACCUGCAGAACCGGUGCGAGAAAGUCGUCGAGCUCGAGAUCUCGCUCGACGAGAGCAAGGAGCAGUACAACAACGUCCUCCGCAGCAGCAACUCCAAGGCGCAGCAAAAGAAGAUGGCGUUCCUCGAGCGCAACCUCGAGCAGCUCACCAACGUCCAGAAGCAGCUCGUCGAGCAAAAUUCGAGCCUCAAGAAGGAGGUCGCCAUCGCCGAGCGCAAGCUGUCGGCCAGGAACGAGCGGAUCCAGGCACUCGAGCACCACCUCAUGGAGAGCCAGGAGAAGCUGGCGCUCCAGAACCGCAAGUUCGACGAGCAGCUCCAGGCCGUCAAGGAGCGCCUCAACCAGGCGCGCGAGAUGCGGCCCAACAUGAUGGCCGGCGGCGGCGGCGCGCUCAGCUUCGGCCGCAUCGCCAAGCCCCUCCGCGGCGGCGGCCCCACCACGGGCCCGCAGCCCGGACCCGUGGCCGCCAGGCACCCGGGCAUCGUCGGCGCCCACCAGGCCGACACCAACUCGCCAAAGGCGCGCAGCUCGUGGUUCUUUUCGUCCAAGUCCAAGAUGGACUCGUAG
Pseudozyma flocculosa PF-1 is the source of this 2937-nucleotide messenger RNA. RefSeq lists its product as uncharacterized. The transcript has 2 exons. The coding region runs from base 1 to 2937 and encodes 978 amino acids. Gene Ontology annotation, biological process: microtubule-based movement. Gene Ontology annotation, molecular function: ATP binding; microtubule motor activity; microtubule binding. The record is from RefSeq and is a predicted model, not a curated record. Lineage: Eukaryota; Fungi; Basidiomycota; Ustilaginomycetes; Ustilaginales; Ustilaginaceae.